Tripterygium wilfordii is the source of this 2087-nucleotide messenger RNA. RefSeq names its product UDP-glucuronate:xylan alpha-glucuronosyltransferase 1. The transcript has 5 exons. Gene Ontology annotation, molecular function: glycosyltransferase activity. The record is from RefSeq and is a predicted model, not a curated record. Bases 62 to 1963 code for a protein of 633 amino acids. Gene Ontology annotation, biological process: xylan biosynthetic process. Lineage: Eukaryota; Viridiplantae; Streptophyta; Magnoliopsida; Celastrales; Celastraceae.
UUCAACCAUUGCAUCACAGAUAGAACUCCAACCCAUUAUAGAUGUUCGAUAAAAGAUUAGAAUGAGAGGAGCAAUGGGAAAUCCCCCCGGUGCAGUCAAGGCGAGGCAUCGAUUGUUUGCAUCAAUUGAAGAAAUAUGCAGAAGGAGAUUGCAGAGAGUCAAAGUGAAAGCUUCUGAGAAGCCCUUCCAUAUCCAAGACAGGAACUCAUGCUGCAAGUUUCCUCUAUUGAAGCUUGUCCUUGUUAUCGUUUUUUGUGGCACUUUUGUUACACUUUUGUACUCUCCAGAUGUUUAUAGCAGCAACCAUCUACCACAUUCUGGAUCAAGGUGGAUAUGGGGAGGAACAGAUCCUCGAUAUGUAUCGGAUCUAGAUACGAAUUGGGAUGAUGUGAUGAAAGUUAUUGAGAAGCUGAGUGAACAAAAUGAUUAUCAAGGAAUUGGCCUUUUAAACUUCAAAAAUAGUGAAGUCACUUACUGGAAGCAUCUUAUUCCUGAUGCUACCCACAUUGUUCUGGAACUAGACUAUGCUGCAAGAAAUGUGACUUGGGAUUCUUUAUACCCUGAAUGGAUUGAUGAGGAGCAAGAAACUGAAGUUCCAGUUUGUCCAUCUCUACCAAAGAUUGAAGUUCCUAGAAAACGGCUUGAUCUUGUUGCGGUUAAGCUUCCUUGCAGAAAUGAAGGAAAUUGGUCUAGAGAUGUUGCUCGGUUGCACUUGCAGCUCGCAUCUGCUGCUCUUGCAGCUUCUGCCAAAGGCUUUUACCAUGUCCAUUUGCUUUUCAUCACACGGUGCUUCCCAAUACCUAACCUAUUCACAUGCAAGGAACUUGUCAUUCGUGAAGGGAAUGUGUGGCUAUACAAACCAGACCUUAAUAUUUUAAGAGAGAAGCUACAGCUUCCUGUUGGAUCUUGUGAACUUGCGCUUCCUCUUAAAUCAAAAGAAGCAGUCUACUCAGAUAAUCCGCAGAGAGAAGCAUAUGCAACUAUCCUGCAUUCUGCUCAUGUUUAUGUCUGUGGAGCGAUAGCUGCUGCACAAAGCAUUCGCCAGGCUGGAUCAACGCGUGACCUUGUAAUACUUGUCGAUGAAUCAAUAAGUGUUUAUCACAGGAGUGGACUAGAGGCUGCAGGAUGGAAAAUAAGAACAAUCCAAAGAAUCCGGAACCCAAAAGCUGAGAAAGAUGCCUACAAUGAAUGGAACUACAGCAAGUUUAGGCUAUGGCAACUGACAGAAUAUGACAAGAUCAUUUUUAUCGAUGCAGAUUUGCUUAUACUUAGGAACAUUGAUUUCUUAUUUGGAAUGCCAGAAAUAUCUGCAACAGGAAACAAUGGCACACUUUUUAACUCUGGAGUGAUGGUUAUUGAGCCUUCAAAUUGUACAUUCCAGCUUUUGAUGGAUCACAUAAAUGAGAUUGAGUCAUACAAUGGUGGAGACCAAGGGUACUUGAAUGAAAUCUUUACGUGGUGGCAUCGGAUUCCUAAACACAUGAACUUUUUGAAACAUUUCUGGUUUGGUGAUGAGGAAGAGAUCAAACAGAAGAAAACUCAUCUUUUUGGCGCGGAGCCUCCAAUCCUUUAUGUGCUUCACUAUCUGGGUGUGAAGCCAUGGCUGUGCUUUAAAGACUAUGAUUGUAACUGGAACGUCGAUAUAUUUCAGGAGUUUGCAAGCGAUGUUGCACAUGAGAGGUGGUGGAGAGUGCAUGAUGCAAUGCCUGAGCAGUUGCAUCAGUUCUGCAUGUUGCAAUCAAAGCAAAAGGCACAGUUAGAAUUUGACCGGAGGGAAGCUGAGAAAGCAAACUACUCAGAUGGACAUUGGAAAAUCAAAGUUAAGGAUCGACGUUUGAAUAAAUGCAUCGACAAUUUAUGCUCCUGGAAGAGUAUGUUAAGACACUGGGGCGAGUCUAAUUGGACAGAUGAUGAGUUUGCUGUACCAACACCCCCUGCAAUCACCAUGGCAUCUCUGUAUUAGUUUCCAAUUCCUCACACAGUUCAUGCUUUUGAUAUGUAAAGGAGACAGAUACUCUGCAUAAAUGGAUUCAUUUUUUCCCCUGGCUUUCAAGCCAUAUGAUUUUUAAGCCUCAUUCUAUAAUCUU